Globicephala melas (long-finned pilot whale) is the source of this 4421-nucleotide messenger RNA. It is a transcript of the gene NATD1, whose product is annotated as N-acetyltransferase domain containing 1. Lineage: Eukaryota; Metazoa; Chordata; Mammalia; Artiodactyla; Delphinidae. The record is from RefSeq and is a predicted model, not a curated record.
CCCCCCUUUUUGUUGCUGCCGCCGCCGAGUGUCAGUUUCUGCGCCGCCGCCUGCGGUCGGCCCACUGUGCGGGUCCGCGCGCCUCUCGCGGAGCCCGCCGCGCGCCCGCAGCCCGGGUCCCAGCGCCCAUGGCGCACUCGCCGGCCGCCGUGCCGCCGGGCGCGCCGGAGCAGGGCUGCCCCAUCCGCGUGGAGCACGACCGUAGGCGCCGCCAGUUCACUGUCCGGCUCAACGGGUGUCACGACCGGGCUGUCCUGCUCUACGAGUACGUGGGCAAGCGGAUUGUGGACCUGCAGCACACGGAGGUCCCCGACGCCUACCGCGGGCGUGGCAUCGCCAAGCACCUGGCCAAGGCCGCUCUGGACUUCGUAGUGGAGGAGGACCUGAGGGCCCAUGUCACGUGCUGGUACAUCCAGAAGUUCGUCAAGGAAAACCCCCUGCCGCAGUACCUGGAGCGCCUGCAGCCGUAGCCCCGGCCCCGCGGGGCCCGAGCCCGCCCACCGGACCCUCCCUCCGGGCCUCGCCCCGGCCUCUGCGUGCUCUCAGGAACCUUGGUCCCCACGGGGACAGACUCAGAGUUAUUUUUGUAAGGACGUUUGUCUGUGGCCGUGGCCCAGCUGCCGUGGCGAACGGGGCCCGGCUGUUCCUGCUCUGCAGACACCGUGAGGGCCCGCGGUCAGGACCGGAACGCGGACAGGGGCGUCCCUCUGGUCUUUCUGGGUCCCACCUGCUGCUCCCCGCUCCGUGAUGGGCAGGGGGGCUGAUCUGGGACCCUGCCAACAUGCCCAGGCCGGGUCGUCUCCGCAGAUGAGGAGCCACGAGGAACCUUGUGUGCCAACUGCUGGGGGCGUCGGGCCAAGCGCGCGCGCACAUGUCUCCUUACUCCUUGCAACACCCUUCAGCUCUGCAAGAGGCAGGCCCCCCGUGGCUGCCCUCCCCCUUCCAGCCCGAGUAUCUUGGGGGUCCCCGCCCCUCGCUGUGGCUGAGCUUUCUCAGAGAGGGCCCUUCCGAGCUGGGGUAGGAGGGAGAAAACCGUCCUCCACGAACCAGCCGCACCACCCAAGAGGAAGAAGUAGUUCUGCAGAGGGAUUUCCUGUGCAGCCGCCAGACAUCAGAGCGUCUUUGCCUUCCUGUGAGCUCGUGGCCUGUCAGGAGUCCUGGGGCCCCUCCCGGACCAGCCUUCCUGGGAACAGCCUGGGGAGCAAGCACCCCAGCACCCUUUGUCCUGUGGGGCCAGCCUUUCUGGGGGCUGGUUAGGGCUCAGGGUACCAGCCUCCGCUGCCGCGCUCCCCACGAGGGCUGAAUCCACACCUGCUCUUCUGUGGGGCUGGAGGGGAGCCCAGGAGUCCGGUCCCUCUGGGGUGAGGCGUGAGUGACGUGGCCCCUUCAGCCCUCUGGCUAGGGCUGCUUGCCCCGUUGACACCUCCCUGCCUGACCUCGGCAGGCACUGGCCUGUGUCCUCUUCCCACUCGUCCGCUCCCAGUCUUGCACCAAGCCCCGCUCCUCCACUGCAGUGGCCCGGGGCCCCCAAACACCUGUGCGCAAAUGCCUUCUCACCUGGUGGCGGGAACCUCUCUGUCUGCGUGCCUGAAGGUCUGGCAGCCCCAGGGUCCCCGUCCUCAGCACCCCACCUUCCCAGGUCCCAGCCCCCAGCCCCACUCUGGCCUCCAGGAAUCCCUGAGAGGGCCGAGGGCAACCAUUGCACUCCCAGCUCUGUUUGCAAAGGGCUUUUGGGGGAGUCAGGGAGGCCCCUGGGCCUCUACCGUGCUGGCAGGAGGUGGGCUCGGCUUCUGGGUCCCCUCCGAGCCCGGGGGUGUCCCCUUCCUGGUGCAGCAUAAGGAAAGAGUGGGUUGUAGGCCUGAGAGUGGACUGACGGGCAGCCCAGGCUCUGAGCCAUUUCCCUCUCCAGCACCACCCGCUCCCUGUCCACAUAUCCCUCCCAAGUUCAAGCACAGACUCCGUCAUGAGAACUUCUCUCCAGUAGCUCAGCGAGCUGGUGCUGACCCCUCUGCAGCCUUUGGGGCAAGGUGGCCCAGUUCCAGGGGGCGCUGUCCGUAGCCGGGUGUCCUGCAGCAGUGGCGCAGGGGACCCCAGGGCUGGGUGGCACCAGGGCCCACCAACCCCUGUCCCAGCCUGCACCUGUGUUCUAACAGCAGGUGACUGGGUGCCCAGCCGGCAUGCAGACAAAACACUUAGUACUUGAACCAGGGGAUGUGCGGGGUCACCAGGGCCCCUGCAGCACUGGACCCAGGGACAGCCUGUCCCCAGUUUCUGCAGGUGCGACCCGGGCCUCCUCGCCUCGGGCUGCCUUAAAGUGCCGCUGCUGCUCCGCUAGAGCCCUCGGCGGCAGCAACGGCCAACUCUCCCAGGUCGGGCCGGGUCCACUGCAGACACCUGCGCCGGAGCCCCAGCCCCCCCUGCCAGCACGCCCAACCCCAUCCCGCUGUGGCUGGCUGCCCCCCCACCCCGUGCUACCCUGACUGACUGGCGUCCCAGCCUCGGCCCCCAGCCCCACCCAUCCCGGGACACCUGGGGAACCCUUGCUCAGGAGGCAGGCCACGUGGGCCAGUUUGUGUGCCACUGGCAGGGCAGGGGGACACUCAGAGACCCACCCAGGCCCCCCAAGCAGAUCGCCCCCGAGGCCCCGUGCCCUCCUGCCACAGCUGACUGUGGGUCUCUCUUUCUCACCCGGUCGAGACAGGUGGUCACUCACGUGCCUUUCCCACUCAGGACCUGCUGCAGGUGGCGUCUGGGCCAGGGCUGGUCUCCAGACGGAUUGCAUGACGUACAUUUCAAUAAAAGGAAGCCUUCCCUUGGAGCUCCUGGCCCAGGGGGGCACAGGCCAGGGGCAAGCGGCACUCAGAACACAGACGAUGGAGAGCCUCCGGCAUGGUGUCUGGAGCCUGAGGACUCCUGGAUGGGGCGUGUUCCUCUAGGUCCACCUGGCGGGGGUGGGGGGGAGGGGGUCACAUCGCUGCCCCAACGGAGAGGAAGGGGCUGUGCGGUCACCAGGUCGCCAGCCUUCCAUCGUGGCCAGCUCAGCUCCCACAGCAGCUCCGUGAGACACCAGGUAUUGGGGACCAGAGGCUGGGGGCGGGGAGUUCACAAGGCUGCAGGAAGGCGAGGGGACCAGGACCCACACCCAGUUCCUGGCCCUCCACGUCUGCAUCCCGUGGCGGAGACUUCACAGGGCAAUACCCGGGGACACCCCCAGCACCCGCCCUGCAGCAGCCUGGGGUCUAGAAGUAAAACCCAAGUUACCGUCUACCCUGAACCAGGAUGAAACGGCGGGGCAGGGACAGGACAGACCCAGUAAAGGUCCCACCGGGAGAAGGGAGGGCAGGAGCCGGCAGCCGGGGCAGGAGUCAUGGGUGCUGAGUGACCCCUGCCCACCCAGCCCUCCUCGUCCUGCUUCCCAGUGGCCACCUCUCAGGAGGAGCCUGCACACUUUCUGCAGCUCUUUCCUGACCACGUGGGUGUGACUAGGCUUUCCUCUGAGCAGCAACUCAGAGUCCCCAUCCCCAAAGCCGACCACAUCCAGCUGUGGAACGGGCAGGAUGGGGCCCAGGGGCCCCUCGUGUUCCCAGCACGGCUUCAGGGCAGGCUGGGGGUGAGUUCCAGCCAUACAAACAAGGAGCCUGCGUUCUGAGGCCUGGAUGGGGAGAGAGGAAAACGCACCCCCAUUGGGAUGCGGGGGAUUGGGGGAGGGCUCUUUGCUCACAGCAUGGGGCAGGGUCCCCUCAAGGCAGCCUGGCUGGCAAGGUGGUCCUGGGAGGUUCUAAGCCUGGAGUUAAACGGCAGGACAGAGCUGCAGGCACAGCGUGCAGACUUUGGGUAAAAGAAAGCAGGUUUUUUUUAAAUUGAGGUAUAGUUGAUGUACAAUAUUGAAUAAGUUUCAGGUGUUCAAGAUAGUGAUUCAGCCAGCCUGCCCAACACCUCCACAAACAAUGGCCUGUAUUAAAUCCCUUCUGUUUGAAAUACCUCGGGUGGAUUUCUUUUCCUAAUUAGACACUGACUAAUAUUGAUAAAACUACCCCCAUUUUACAGUUGAGAAAAGUGACAUUCAGAGAGAGGAAACGACUAACCAAAAGCAAACCCAGUACCUCUCCUCUGUCAGUCUGGUCCCAUUACCGGGUCACAAUGCUGUCCCCAGCUCUUCCUUGCACACUCUUCAUCCAGGCCCCAUGCAGAUGCUACCUCUUGAAAAGACCUCUAGCCAACUGUAAUCUCCAAGUCAUCUAUUACAUCAUCCUGCUUAGUUUCUUGUUAGUAUUUAUCAUGCACUGAAAACUCCUAGUUACUUAGUUGUUUAUUCAGCUGGACUGGAAACUCCAUGAGACCAGGAAGUGUUUGUCUUACUAAGUGCUGUGACUCUGGUGCCUGAGAGUACCUGGUACUGACUGUGCACACAAUUAUUUGCU